Messenger RNA from Eruca vesicaria subsp. sativa (arugula), 1000 nucleotides. The record is from the annotation of a GenBank genome assembly. Lineage: Eukaryota; Viridiplantae; Streptophyta; Magnoliopsida; Brassicales; Brassicaceae.
GUGUUCUCUUUCUCUCUGUCUCUACUAAACAUUCAGAUCGCUAGCUCUGGUCGUGUGCAUCUACUCUGCUUCUGUAUACCUUCUUCUUCCCAGAGUUGAGCUCUCAACAAAAGUUUUACAAAGAAUGAACAAAAGUCCACGCAUCGAUAUCCCCUCCUCGUCUUCUUCUCCACCUUCAUCUUCUGCAGAUGGUGAGCUUAAUGAAGACGACAUCUUCUCAAUCGACAUAACUCACCCUCCUCCUCCGUCUCCUUCGCAACAUCCUCCUUCUCGCCAGCUUCAACGAAGCAAAAGCAGUUUGAAAAACGUGGAAGCUUCUGGUAUCCUCGCUGCUCUUCCAGAACCUUCUGGGAACAGUUACCUCAACCACGUCUUUCACCAUAAGCCUGCAGCUCUUCUCUCCACUUCAUCUUCUUCCGCUAGAACCAUUCCCUCAGCUCCUAAACCUCCUCAAGAGAGGCUUCCGUUUACUCCUUCUUAUAUAGGCGGAGGGAGGUAUCCUCAGUCAGCUCCGGUUCAAGUGCCGUUAGCAUCUUCGGCGAUGAUGAAUCGUCAUAAGAAGGAGUUUAAGUUGACUGAUGUGGUGGAUGAGGAUGAUGAGGAGGGAGGGGAAGAAGAAGGUGAAAUGCUUCCUCCACAUGAGAUUGUAGCUAGGUCUUUGGCGCAGAGUUCGUUACUGUCUUGCUCGGUGCUUGAAGGAGCAGGAAGGACACUUAAAGGGAGAGAUCUCAGACAGGUAAGGAAUGCUGUUUUCAGAAGAACAGGUUUCAUAGAUUGAGUUUUGUUUUUUUCAACCAAGAGACCAUUCUUUAAUUUGUUAUCCAAUUGAACAUGUUUUCAUCUUUCCAGUGUAUGUUCAUAUAUGUUGUCUACUUCAUAUCAAAGACAUUGGUGUGUGAUAACACAUGUGUUUAUAUAAUUGUUUCAUGCUUCACAUGUUAUGAUGAGAGACAGAUCUUUAGAGUUGUUUUUAGGUUUUGAGUUUCAAUUUAUGAUGAAG